This is a messenger RNA of Coniophora puteana RWD-64-598 SS2, 1531 nucleotides long. Its product is annotated as RuvB-like helicase 1. Gene Ontology annotation, cellular component: Swr1 complex; NuA4 histone acetyltransferase complex; Ino80 complex. The transcript has 6 exons. The record is from RefSeq and is a predicted model, not a curated record. Gene Ontology annotation, biological process: box C/D snoRNP assembly; regulation of transcription by RNA polymerase II; chromatin remodeling. The coding region runs from base 1 to 1431 and encodes 476 amino acids. NCBI's taxonomy places the organism in Eukaryota, Fungi, Basidiomycota, Agaricomycetes, Boletales, Coniophoraceae. Gene Ontology annotation, molecular function: DNA helicase activity; ATP hydrolysis activity; ATP binding.
AUGAAGGUCACCUCGACGCCCUCGACGUCCACCACUGUCGCACACAACGCCGUCCCCCCACCCUCGGCAUCAUCGACGGCACGCUCAUCGCGCAUAGCGCCUCACUCGCACAUCAAAGGGCUCGGGCUCACAGCUGAGGGACUCGCUGCGAGCGAUGGAGCUGGGUUCGUUGGACAGGCUAAUGCUCGUGAGGCAUGCGGUGUGGUCGUCGAGCUCGUCAAAACGCGCAAGUUCUCCGGGCGCGCACUGCUGCUCGUGGGCGCACCAGGCACGGGAAAGACCGCACUGGCGCUCGCGAUCUCGCACGAACUGGGCGCGAAGGUGCCGUUCUGCCCGAUGGUGGGGAGCGAGGUGUACAGUACGGAGGUGAAGAAGACGGAGGUGCUGGCUGAGGCGUUCAGGAGGGCGAUAGGUCUGCGGAUAAAAGAGACGAAGGAGGUGUACGAAGGCGAGGUGACGGAGCUGACGCCAACCGAGGCCGAAAACCCGCUGAGCGGCUACGGCAAGACGGUCUCGCAUGUUAUCGUGGGGCUCAAGACCGUCCGGGGCACAAAGCAAUUGCGGCUCGAUCCGACGAUAUACGAGGCAAUUCUGAAAGAGAAGAUCGUUGUCGGAGAUGUCAUCUACAUCGAGCAGAACACGGGCGCUGUCAAGAGGGUAGGCCGCUCAGACGCAUAUGCAUCCUCAUACGACCUCGAGAGCGAGACGUACGUCCCACUGCCUAAAGGCGACGUGCACAAGCGCAAGGAGCUUGUUCAGGAUGUCACGCUCGGCGAUCUCGACGCGGCAAAUGCGCGCCCGCAGGGUGGGCAGGACAUCAUGAGCGUCAUGGGCUCGCUCGUCAAGAGCGGGCGUACCGAGGUCACCGACAAGCUGCGCCGCGAGGUCAACAAGGUCGUGAAAGGGUACGUCGACCAGGGCGUCGCAGAAGUGGUGCCUGGGGUGGUGUUUAUCGAUGAAGUGCACAUGCUCGACAUCGAAUGCUACACAUACCUCAACUCGCUCCUCGAGUCGCCCAUGGCGCCGACGGUUGUGCUCGCCACGAACCGCGGGCACGCGACCGUGCGCGGCACGACGGACAUCAUCGCGCCCCACGGCAUCCCCGUCGACCUGCUCGACCGCUGCGUCAUCGUCAAGACGGACGGCUACUCACGGGAUCAGAUCGGCAAGGUCGUACAGCUGCGCGCGAACACCGAGGGGCUCAAGUUUGGGCCCGGCGUAGUGGAGAGGUUCGCAGAGGAGGGGGAGAAGUCGUCGAUGCGGUAUGCAUUGCAAUUGCUCACGCCGGCAGCGAUAUUGGCGGACAUUGCUGGGAGAUCACAGAUUGAAGCAGAGGACAUCAACGAGAUGGGCGAGCUGUUCAUCGAUGCGAAGACAUCGGCUGCUAUGAUUGGGCCGGAUGGUGGAUUCAUUGGAGGGAACUCGUUCUAGACGGCGAAUGAGAACUUCCUGCUUGGUAUGUUCUACGUCACGCAUUUCACAACCAUGCCCAUGAUUGGGACAGGAUCAAAAGUAAACUUGUAAUGUUUCA